Molecule: messenger RNA, 2488 nt
Organism: Filobasidium floriforme
Lineage: Eukaryota; Fungi; Basidiomycota; Tremellomycetes; Filobasidiales; Filobasidiaceae
Exons: 1
Coding region: 256-2310 (684 amino acids)
Source: RefSeq, a predicted model, not a curated record
CGACUCCAACUCCACAACCAAUCUCCGAUACACAUAUACUGAAUACCUAAAAUCUGCAUCUUGAUCCAUCUAUCUCUUCAACCCAAUUAACCCAGGCGAAACCAGAACAAACCAAACAAUCACGGCCUGAAUCGAAUUGGACCGGAACCUUCUGCUCUCAAAUCCUCUCGACUUCCCGAAAUACCUAGAUCGUCCACGAACAACCUACUCACCUCGCAAAAGAAGCCGUUCUAAUCUUGUUAGGACCAUUUCACCAUGGCGGAAUCCAUGUGGGCACCCUCGAACCGAGCCAAACUCGGUGCCGCUAGCUCUACCGGCUCGGCCUCCUCUUCCUCCGAAAAGACCUCUAAACCCCUCACCUCGAAAAUCGCAUCCUCCUCCUCUUCUUCUUCCAAACCUGCAGGAACAGCUUCGACGAGACCUCCUCCCGUACCACGAUCUGCUAGUGGAAAACACGACCUCCCGCCUCACCAGACGCACUCUCGAGGAUCGUCUGCCGCUGGUCAAAAGGCGUUGACGCUGGGUGAAGAAGCUUCCCGUCAACGAGCUUAUGCCGCGCUGAAUAACCCUCAGGCGAAUGCAGGACCCGGCGGGUUUGGAGGUUCAACGAGAGGUAGUCGUGGUGGAUAUCACGGUGGACAUGGGCACGGACAACAACACGCCGGUUUCACCGUGGUAGAGCCUUCUUCGGCUAUGAACGGGGGUCGACGAGGAGGUUCUGCUAGCGGAAGAGGGAACAGGAGGCAGGAAAAGGAAGAACUCUGGAAGUCCAUCUGGGGUGACUCUGAUGAGGAGGACAACAACAACAACAACAACGAUAGCAAGGAGAAAGCCAAGAGCGAUGCCGACGACAAGUCGAAAUCAGGGUCACAGAACGGCUCUGCUACCAAACCUGUUGUCUCUGCAAAGUCUGCCGGCGUUCACGAUGAUGACGACUCGGACGAUCCGAAUCAACCGGGCGUCGUGGACAAGGAGAUCGAGCGUGAAUCCCGAGAUCGCACAGAUCCAGGGUUGAAGAAGAAGCUCGGAGUUGAAGAUUCGAUCUGGGCGCCGAAGAACAGGCAGGCUGCGGCGGGUUCGGUAGGAGGAAAGAAGGACCAGGGCGUUGGAAAGGAAACGGUGGAAAAGAAGGUGGAUGAUCUGGGUGCCAAGAUCCAGGCCGUCAAGAUCGAGGACAAGCCGACGACGGUAGCUACAGCAGAAGUACCUGCUCAGCCUGCCUUGGCCGCACCUAUAUCGACCCCCGCUGCACCUGCCGAACCGGUCAAACCUAAAACUCUGGAACCCAUCUCGCGUUUCCUGCAGACGGACCCUACGGAAUCUUCGGGGAUCAACUGGGCCGACGAUGAUGAGGAGGACGAGGUCGGCGGGUUCAUGGAGGAUGUCAUGGCCCAGUGGGGAAUGGGCGGUGCGGCUGCAGCGACAGAUAAAAAGGAGGAAGAGGAGAAGGUCGAGGAGGAAGUGACCGAUGCCGGGGCGGAUAGCGGGGUAGAGGAUGACAAGGAGCCAGAACGGAAGGUUGAACAGGAGCCGACGCUCGAACCGGUGGUGGAGGACCAGGAGAAGAAGGAAGACGUACGGCCCAAGGCGGCCAAAAUUCCCCUGGCCGAUCGGAUAGAUUGGGACCGACGGACGGCAGCCCCAGCCGUCAAUGAACCGCCUCGAGGUCCGAGUGCGGGAACGUCGUCCUGGAGAUCCGAAUCGAAUCAACACCACCAACACCCGCGUCACGAUGGAGCUCCACGGGGUGGACGGGGCAGAGGAGGGCAUUCAAGGCAGCAGUCUUUCGAUCACUCGGCAUCGCCGCAUCAUCAUGAUCGACAGGCUCGGGGCGGGAACGGAAGGCGGCCAACGGAGUUACUAUCCUUGCCGGACUCGCCCGUGACCCCGGCAUCGACGGCGAUUGUCACCCCGACACCGUCAAUGACGAGUGCAGACGAACAUCCGCCUAGAAAUAGAAAGGCCCAGGGUAACGACGUGGGCGUGGAAGCGCGAAAGACGAGGACGGAGAGGCCCAAGUUGGCCCUCCAGGAUUCGACGUUCAAACGGAUGACCCGAGGUCUGCUCGGUGGUCCAGGUGGACAGGGAGGAGCGAGACCAACCGAUGGCGGCAACAACAGCAAUAACCGGUUCGUAAGAAAACAGGACGGGCGACAAGCGCCUGCGUCGCCCGUCAUCCCGCUCGCACCCGUCGAGCCGUCGAUCGCGACGCCUACGGGGAUUCCGGACGAUUUCGGCGGUAACGACGAUGGUUGGAACGAGGUGAAACCGAAAGGGCGUAGUCAGAGGGGUAGGAAGAGGAAUGUGUGAGGCUUCCACGACAUGGAAGGAAUCAUCGCAGGACAAUGCUCGGCCCGCCGACGACAACAGGAGGACCCGGGUUCCGUUUACGUUUGGCUGCUCGAUGCUAGGUCAUUGCUUUGUCUGUAGUUUGUGCUUGCAUAUAGGUCAGGUUAUCUUACAGUAGUUGUGUUCGAUCUAUGUAGUG